Dacryopinax primogenitus is the source of this 651-nucleotide messenger RNA. RefSeq lists its product as uncharacterized. The annotation marks the transcript as partial. Lineage: Eukaryota; Fungi; Basidiomycota; Dacrymycetes; Dacrymycetales; Dacrymycetaceae. The transcript is spliced from 2 exons. The record is from RefSeq and is a predicted model, not a curated record.
GUCUCAGCUCAUCUUUUCCCGAAACAGGAGGUACCUGCGCCUCGCCCGGUGGAGAUGGGAGACGUGCUUGCGCAGCUCUCUUCUCUCUCUGAUUGGGUGCAGUAUCUCUCAGAAACCCUCGUUUAUACGGCGACUGCGUUCACCAGUCAAGCAGAAGUCAACCCCGAACCUGCAAGAACGAUCGAGGACACAAGCUCGCCCAUCAAGGUGCAGAGCGGGUUGCCGUACCUUUGGAACGGGGCAUCACCGUUUGCCAAUCUCUCGCUCCUCUCCCCCCGCCCCAUCAUGUAUAGGGGGGCCAGGAGUAUCCCACCGCUGCCAGCCUGUUCUUCGCACUAAAGUUUGAGGGCAGUGCUGAACGCAGUGAAAUUGCCAUGGCGACCGUCAGCCGCGCAUGAUCCUGUGCCCUCGUCAGCUUAGUAAGAACUGAUUGGUAUGGGAUCGCGUUUGAGAGACUGGUCGAGGUGCUGCGGCGUAAGUGUGAGCAAUAUCCAGAGGUGGGUGCGGAGCUGCUCAGCACAGGAAAUCGGUCAUUGGUGGAUCCCAGGCAAGACAAGACUCGAUAAUGUGUUUGGCCGCGCGUUGCAGGCAGUCCGGACUCGCUUGGAUAAUGAAUUGCAUCUUUGCUAGAGACAAGAAUAUCAGAUCACC